AUGUCCGCAAACAAUAACACCGACUCUAACGAACCCCCCGCAAAGGAGACCUCCGUCGUCCAAUUCAACUCUGCUGUCUUUACUCAUUUGCACAGAUACCCUGUCGUGUCUAAGCUGCUAACUAAAGUGGACUCUCUACCUCUUGUAGGUAGAACCACUGCCUUCCUUGCCAAUGCCGGUUCCAAGUUCCAUCAGAGAUCCCCCGCACCAGUUAAGACAAUCAUCAAUAAGAUCUUGUUGGUGACUAUGGCUCUCGACCAACUGGUUAACCUCUUGGUCUUCAAAGAGGGUAUUGAUGCCUUCUUGACUAGCUACAAGAACCACUCCAACAAGCUGGGCGUAUGGAUUGCAUGGUUCAUCGUCGACUAUUUCGCUAAUAUCUUCAACAUGAUCCUCACGGAAUUCCUCAUCAAACCUUUCCAUUUGAAGGCUAAUGAAAACGCUGCCGCCGUCAAAAACACAGAGGGAAACUUGCCUCAUUUGGCCAAGUUGACUAACACUACCAAGUCUUUAACUACCGAUUUGCAAUCUAAAGUACAAUCAAACUUGCAAUUCGUCCCCUCUAAGGACGAAACGUUGGAAAGAAUCGAUACUUACAUUAAACCAACCUACGAAAUGGGGAGACAAACUUACAAGAUGGUCUCAGAUUCAUACGAGACAAACUUGAGCAAGUCGGAAAGCGUCCCCAGAGCAAUCGUCUCCACGGGGAUCGAUCUAGGUAACUUCACCAUCGAGAAAUUGAAAUCAGUAUCCACUACUGCUACUUCCACAGAGGACAGCACUCCUGUCCCAGAACAACAACCAUUGCAGGCCACUCAAUGA
This is a messenger RNA of Naumovozyma castellii, 822 nucleotides long. RefSeq names its product Pln1p (gene PLN1). The transcript has a single exon. The coding region runs from base 1 to 822 and encodes 273 amino acids. NCBI's taxonomy places the organism in Eukaryota, Fungi, Ascomycota, Saccharomycetes, Saccharomycetales, Saccharomycetaceae. The record is from RefSeq and is a predicted model, not a curated record.